AUGUCUCUCGCUGAUUAUUUAGCGAAGAACUAUCUCACAGCAGACUCGGAGAAGAAAUCUAAGAAGCGCAAAAGAAAGGAUAAGAAUAGUGGCCUCACAAUAAACGACGAUGACAAUCUUGGCUGGAAGAAUGAGGCCGACGAAGACGAUGAGGAUGCGCCCAUGAUCAUGGGAGGUGCAGGCCUCAAGAAAUCCAAGAAGAAGUCCAAAGGAGCCAGCGCCGCAUCAUGGGCCACAGUGGGAGUCGCAGCACCUUCGCACGCAGCUCAACUCGCCGCCGAUCAAGCCGCCGCCGAUGCGAUUAUAGAGUCAACCGCUGCCGAUCGUAAACAAGCUGCGGACGCCGAAGACGAAGCGCCUGAAAUGGUGGAUGCAGAAGGGGUUUUGAGACUGGAGUCUGGCGCAAGAGCUGGUCUACAAACAGCAGCUCAGGUAGCCGCAGAUAUGAAGGAACGACAAGAUGCAGAGCAGCGGAAAGCAGAGCAGGCUACAAAAGAGCUGGGUGCUGCAGCACAAGAGACCAUCUACAGAGAUGCAAGCGGUCGCAUUAUCAACGUUGCGAUGAAACGUGCAGAAGCACGGAAAAAGGCAGAAGAAGAAGAACGCAAGAAGAUAGAGAAAGAGAGAGAGGCUCGAGGCGACGUACAGAAUGCUGCGGCAGCAAAGAGGAAACAGUUACUUCAAGAUGCAAAGACAAUGACCGUUGCACGGUACGCCGACGAUGCAGAACUCAACGAUGAGAUGAAGGAGCGAGGGCACUGGAAUGACCCCGCAGCUGGAUUCUUGCGCAAGAAGAAGGCUGGGCGCAGUGUCACAGGUAAGCCGCUAUACACAGGCGCUUUUCAACCAAACCGAUACGGUAUCCGUCCUGGCCAUCGAUGGGACGGCGUGGACAGAGGCAAUGGCUUUGAGAGCGAAUGGUUCAAGUCGAGGAACCGUAAAGCCAACAUCGAAAAGCUUGAGUACCAGUGGCAGCAGGAUGAGUAA
This is a messenger RNA of Boeremia exigua, 987 nucleotides long. Its product is annotated as Pre-mRNA-splicing factor of RES complex-domain-containing protein. Gene Ontology annotation, biological process: mRNA splicing, via spliceosome. Gene Ontology annotation, cellular component: U2-type spliceosomal complex; RES complex. Bases 1 to 987 code for a protein of 328 amino acids. The record is from RefSeq and is a predicted model, not a curated record. The transcript has 2 exons. NCBI's taxonomy places the organism in Eukaryota, Fungi, Ascomycota, Dothideomycetes, Pleosporales, Didymellaceae. Gene Ontology annotation, molecular function: RNA binding.